UAUUUUUUUCGAUCGCUUCAAUAAAAAUAAUGUUCGAUGUUCGAUUUUUAUUUAAUGUGGUUUUUUUGUUUGAUUUUGUUUGUGUGUGUGUUGCUUGUGUAUUUUUGGAUGUUGAUUGUAUAUCGUAAAUGUUAUUUCGAUCUGUUUGUGUGUGUGUUUGAGAUUUUGCUGUAUCCUUUGUUCGUGUGCGUGAUGAUGCUCUGGUUUUUUUCUGUUCUUGUUCGAUUAAGUAAUCAUUAGUCCGUUUCCGUUUUUCGUUAUUUGAGAUAUCCAUGAAGCCGCGGAAAACUUCCGGGUCAUUUAUGUCUUCGUCUGUUAAUUCACUCACCUUGUCUCUAUCGGGUGGAAGAUUUCGCAGAUCUGAUGGCUGCGACGCCAUUUUGUUUUUUUUUUAAUCACUUACCCUAAUUAUAUUCUAAAUUAAUUUUUUUCUCUUUUUAUUUUAUUUACAGCUAUAUUUUGAUGCGCCUUCUUUAUUGCUCCUUCACAUUAAUUUUGUAUUAAACUUGUUUUCAGUAAAACUAAAAAAACUAGAUUUGUAAAAUUAAAACUUAACAACGGCUUCCCUUUCACAGUCCUUGACUUGGAGUCGUUGAUUUUUUUGGGUGAUGCAUCAGUCGAUUGAUUUGUUUGGUAGAUGUCAAAUCACUUUCCAUAUGCUUUUGCAUACGUUUGUUUGGAAUUUACGAACGCCAGCAUCGAUAAAAAAAAUCAAUUCGAUAGAAAAAAUCAAUUUACGAACACGCCGUUAGUUGUAACUUUGAGGCUACCGUAAUUUAGAAAAAACUAUAAAACUAUGAAAACUAUAAAUCGACUAAAUCUUAAGUUCAAAAUGUAUAAAUUGAACUCGCUUCCGUUUAAAUUUGAAAUCUAUACGAAUGAACACUCGACAAGGAUAGAAAUGCAAAGAUGCCAGUUCAAUAGACGAAUUAACAACAAGGAAUACAUAAUUGUAUUUUGUAUUUCAAAUUAACUGUGAUUUCAAAGAAGCAGAGUUGCAUGUAUGUAAAAUAAUAAAAAAAAUGCUAUGAAAAUUGUGUUUCGCAUACUUUAUAUCGUUGCAUAUCCAAAUGUAAUAAUAUUUUUUUUUUCAAAGAUAUUUUCUUCCAUCCAACUGGCAACUCUUGAUAUCUCUGAUGUUUUCAGUAACGGGAGCUUCCCUAAACUCGCAUUAGAGUGGCAAUUGAUAGAAAGGAACUUUUUUUUUACCAAAUAAUAAAAUUUAACAAAAAAUGAAAUAAACGACUUAAAUACAAAAAAUGACCAAAAUUACAAAACUGACAAAAAAAAAUGAAACGAUUAUAAAAAAACUUAGAAAUUGCAAAAAUUUCAAAAAAUAUUAAAAUACAAAAAUAACAGUUUUUUUAAUUCUUCUUUUUGAGAUUUUAGUGCUUUCGCGUUAUUCAAAACUACAGAAGAGGAUUGAAAUAAUACUACUAUGCAUUAUUAAAUUUAAUUAAAUUAAAUUUAAGUCGGUUGUUUUGAAAUUCCACAAGACUGGUUUUGCAGUCACCCUAACGUGAAUUCAUUCGUGCACGUGCUUAUUCUUCUCUGGUUCAUUCUGUGUAAAUUCUCCAAAUUCUCUGCACUCGAGAGAGGAUUUUGAACCGUUUUCGUUCAUUCUUUGAAGGAUUAAAAUAAAAACAAAAUUCAUCGAUUAGAUUUUCUCUCGGAUUACUUCCAUUACUUCAAGCCUUCGAACACAGGCAAUUAAGGCAGAAAACAGUUAUUGCUAGGUUUUUUAAAAUUUAGGGAUUAUGUUUAAGAUUUAGCCUCAGAUAGCUAGGGAUUGAUCUAAAACCAUCUAUUGCAAUGUAAUCCUGGUACGAUUGAAGUUAAAUUGACACUAACUUCGGAACCAGAGAAAGAGAUCGGAUUUCGGAGUGGAAAAAAGUGCCAAAAGUUUCGCAGUAGAAAAUAUAAACAAAACUUAACGAGAAUGUUUCGUUUACGGGUUAAAAUAUUUUAUAUAUACAUUCUGAUUUCGUUUAUGCUGUCGGUAUAUUUAUUCUAUUUGAUUUCGAAAUAUUCCGUAGAAAAGUUUAUAAACUACCAGCGCAAUGCAAGAAACAACAAACUACCUGACCGGCCCAGGAUUCCUCAGAUAGUUGGCCACUAUGUUGCCCCCGGUGUUGUGGGGAACGUGUCCAGAGAUUUCAUGAACACCAACAAUUUUGCUCCGGUUCCGGGAGUCGGGGAAAAUGGUGAUCCGGUUGUGGUGCAAGCCAAAGAUCUACUCAAGAUGCAGCAAUUGUUCCAGAUCAAUCGGUACAAUUUGCUGGCCAGUGACAGGAUAGCCUUGAAUCGGACCCUUCCGGAUGUGCGGAAAUCGAAAUGUCUCAGUAAACAGUAUCCUUCGAAAUUACCCACGACGUCAAUUAUAAUAGUCUUCCACAACGAAGCCUGGUCCGUGCUGCUGAGGACGGUUUGGAGCGUUAUCGAACGAUCUCCGAGACAUUUAAUCAAAGAAAUCUUGCUGGUAGAUGACGCAAGCGAUAGGCGAUUUCUGAAAACCGAACUUGAGAACUACGUCCAGAAGCUGCCGGUUGUGGUCAGCAUUUUGCGACUGAACAAAAGGGAAGGAUUGGUGGCCGCAAGAUUGAUGGGAGCCAGAGUUGCGACUGGAGACACUCUUACAUUCUUAGAUGCUCACUGUGAAUGUUCACCCGGAUGGCUCGAACCGCUGCUGGCUCGCGUCCAACAGAACCCCAAAAAAGUGGUUUGUCCUGUAAUUGACAUAAUCUCUGACGACAAUUUUUCCUACAUCAAGAGUUUCGAAUUCCAUUGGGGUGCUUUCAAUUGGGAGCUGCACUUCCGGUGGUACACGCUAACGGAUGAGGAACUAGCAGAGCGCAGGAAGGACACGACUUUGCCUUUCAAGACUCCGGCCAUGGCUGGUGGAUUGUUCACCAUAGAUCGGAAAUACUUCUUCGAUGUAGGCAGCUACGACGAAAAGUUGAAAAUCUGGGGUGGAGAUAACUUGGAAAUGUCGUUCCGGAUUUGGCAGUGCGGCGGAGAGGUGGAAAUUGCUCCGUGCUCCCAUGUUGGACAUUUGUUUCGGAAAAGUUCUUCAUAUACAUUCCCAGGAGGUGUGAGUGGGAUAUUGAAUGAAAAUCUCGCUCGAGUUGCUCUAGUUUGGAUGGACGAUUGGGCCAAGUUUUUCUUCAAGUACAAUAAAGGCACAGAGGAGUUUAAGAAUUUGAAUGUUUCCUCGCGCAUCGCUCUAAGAAAGGAACUAAACUGCAAAUCCUUCGAUUGGUAUCUCCGUAAAGUGUGGCCUCAGAAUUUUUUCCCAGCACCUAACAAAUUUUUCGGACGCAUUCAACCAAUCGAUCUGAGUACUUUUGAUUACCAGGAGUACGUUACCCUGAUGAAGAAAAUAAACUUGAUCGUUAAGAAUCUCAAUCCAGAACUGAAGUGGAAGUUUCUGAUAAAAUAUUUAUCGGAAAAUGUGAAGAAAAUUGGCGAUUCUAUGAAAGCAGCCAAACAUAGCUCGUACUGUUUGCAGAAGCCAAAAUCCAGCUCCCUGACGUCAAAUCAACCGUACGGGCAAUCGUUUUUGAAAAAAUGCUCCCUUUUGAUCAACACAUUGGACGAAGCAUUUGUAAUCGACGACUAUGGUCGGAUUAUGAGUGAUGAAGGUGUCUGUCUAGACUCCUUUCGGAAGACCACCAUCGAAGGCGAAUCCGUUAGCGAAGGAACAAGAAAAAUCAAAAUGGUUACCUGUGGAAGUAGCAAAUCCGCUCAACGCUGGGUAUACGAAACGGAUACUUAUCAUCUCAGAAACACCAACAAUGGCGAAUGUUUGGAACGAGCUAUUACUCUCGCUCGGGAGGAUUCCGAGGAUAAGUUUGAACUUUUCCUCAAUCCCUGCGACGUGAGAAACGAACUGCAAAAAUGGAUGCUCUAUCCGGUAGCUUGGAAGUAAUCUGAGGCUUCAACUACUUACAAACAAACCACAAAUUGCACUAGUUAACAGCAGCGCAAACUACUAUAAACUAAGUACUCGAAGAAACUUUUUAAUCUUGGUAACACAAAUUUAAAUAUUACCGUACUUUCCCCUAUUUCAUUAACUAUAAGAGUAAACAUGAAAAACGUAAGAUAUUAAUGCCAUGUCCAACAAUUGCAGAAGACUUUUGUAGACUGUUAAGGGUUAGUUAUAAAGUUGAUAAAGAAAAAACCAUUCCAUAAUGACUGAAGUUAUAAAUAUUGAUCUGCUGUAUGGCUUCGCGCAAAUAAUUUUCAUCUACUGCUCUAAGUGUUGAUGUAUUUUUGGUUUUUUGUAUUUACUUACGGUUAGGUUUUAAUCUGUGAUAUUUCAUCAUUUGAUAUCGAAUAAAAAUGCCAAUUUUUGAUUCGCUCUAAU
Uranotaenia lowii is the source of this 4366-nucleotide messenger RNA. RefSeq names its product polypeptide N-acetylgalactosaminyltransferase 3-like. The transcript has 4 exons. Gene Ontology annotation, cellular component: Golgi apparatus. The record is from RefSeq and is a predicted model, not a curated record. The coding region runs from base 1940 to 3928 and encodes 662 amino acids. NCBI's taxonomy places the organism in Eukaryota, Metazoa, Arthropoda, Insecta, Diptera, Culicidae.